AUGCGUGCCCUACAUACUGCCCUCAGAGUGGCAGAAAGGAAGAGGUUCAAAACCACCUACAGCACAGCACCUACCAUCUCUACUAGCCCCUUCGCUGUUGCAAUGUCUGUAGCAACUGAUGAUAAUGAAUGUGAACAGGAUCCUUCCAUCUGUGGAGAUCACGCCCGGUGCUACAACACAGAAGGAAGCUACUUCUGCAUCUGUGAUACAGGAUACAGCUCCUCUAAAGUGACUUUCACAGCAGAGGACCCCCCAUGCAAAGAUAUAAAUGAGUGUACAGAGAAGGGCAAAAAUGCUUGUGGCCCUUAUGAGCAGUGCAUAAACACGCAUGGAUCCUACUGGUGUGAAUGCCGUGGUGGAUAUCGCAAAGAUGAUCGAGGCGAGCAGGAGUGUAAAGAUGUGGAUGAGUGUGUUAUGAGUCCUCUUGUGUGUGGUCCAAAGGGCAACUGCACAAACACACCUGGUAGCUACACCUGCAGUUGUGUAGAAGGGUUCAAGAUGAGCACCGUCACGGGCUACUGUGAAGAUGACAACGAAUGUGACACCGUGCCUGUGUAUCCCUCCAUCUGUGGAGAACAUGCCCAGUGCCUCAAUACAAAAGGCAGCUACUACUGUGAGUGUGAGGAGGGAUACCAGUCCCCUAAAGGACCGAAAUUUACCGCAGAUGACCCCAAAUGCCAAGGUUAGUGUCCAGCCGUCUAUAUACUGUACUGCAUCUAUAGCACUUUUUCAUCUAAAAAGGUCUCUUGAGACAAAUUCCCUCUGAUUCACGCACUGUCCUACCAAGCAAAAAGGCAGGAACUGCAUUACUGUUGAAAAUGAUUUGUGAUUUUAAUGACA
Messenger RNA from Engraulis encrasicolus (European anchovy), 840 nucleotides. Its product is annotated as adhesion G protein-coupled receptor E2-like. The transcript is spliced from 5 exons. The coding region runs from base 1 to 687 and encodes 228 amino acids. The record is from RefSeq and is a predicted model, not a curated record. Lineage: Eukaryota; Metazoa; Chordata; Actinopteri; Clupeiformes; Engraulidae. Gene Ontology annotation, molecular function: calcium ion binding; transforming growth factor beta binding.